AGCACAAAGCCGAGCUUGCUUGCUUGCUUGCUGUCCAUUUGCAGCGCAACGUCUGAGGAAAGUUAAUUGGGUUUGAAAGGCGGUUCGUUUCCUCCGAUUUCUCUCCCCUUUCCAGCUCGUCUCUUUCUUCAUAUUCCUUGAUGAAACUGAAGAAAGCACUUCCGGCCAGUGCAGGAAUCAUAAGCAGAAACGACCAAUAAGAUAUGAAAGAGAAGGAAUUCUAACUGGUAGAAGUUUUCAGGUACAAAUUAGUUUACUUUUAUUUUAAUGGCGGAUACAGAAAAUACCCUCCUGGCUUCAAAUAAGAGAGCUGCUGGAAGGGAACUAUCUCGAGAUAAUCCCGGUCUUGAUGAUGAGGAAGAAGCCUCUGAACAGGAGACUGGGACUUUCAAGAGAGCUAGUGAUGAGGUCCUGGCUGGUAGAAAAAUUGUUAAAGUUUGUCGGCAUCAAACAAUAACUUCAUCAGCCCCUACUUCUAACCCUUUUGCUGCAGUCCGUUUGUUCCCUGCUGAAGCUACUGCAAAAAUAGAAGGUGAGAAAACAGUUUCAGAAGACUCAAACCAUGAUGAAAAUUGCAGGGAAAACAAUGAUGAUAGGCAAACAGAGAACAAGGCUGAUGAGGCAGUGGAAGAGUCUGUUGCAGAUGAAAAGAAACUUAAUACCAUUUUAGAGGGAAGUAAUCCUGAAUUAGCAGAUGAAGAGGAGACGAAAGAAGACAAAAUUGAGAAUGAAGAUAACGAGGAUACCGAGGGUGCCACUGCUGAGGUGGACAAGAAAGAUAAUGGUAAUGAAAACAUGACAGAAUCUGGAUCCUUCAGCUUGCUUGAGAAACUUUCAAGUAGCCAAAAUGCAUUUGCAGGAUUUGUGGGAACUGGGUUUUCGAAUUCUGCCUCUUCAUUUGGAUCCAUUCAAAAAGAUGAACCCUCAAUUGGUUCGGGUUCUCUCUUUGGACUAAAAACCAACCAGCCUUGUUCCUUUGGUUUCAGUUUUUCUAAUAACAGAAAUUCUUCUGUAUUUGGCACCCAAGGGGCUUCCAAUGAUGCUAAGACCAAGAGUAUUGGAUUCCCAUCGAUGCGGGAGGUUCCAGUUGAGACAGGGGAAGAAAAUGAGCAGACUAAUUUUGCAGCCAAGUCAGUGCUGUUUGAGUUUACUGGAGGAGGUUGGAAGGAGCGAGGGAAGGGUGUACUGAAGUUAAAUGUAUCCACGACUGACUCAGGGAAAGCGAGACUUGUAAUGAGAGCUAUACGAAAUCAUAGGCUGGUUUUAAAUGCGAGUAUUUACCCUGACAUGAUGCUGGCAAAUACGGACAGGAGAAGCAUAACAUUUGCUUGCCCGAAUAGUGCGGAAGGAGGAAAGGAGGACGGCUUGUCUACGUUUGCAUUAAAGUUCAAGGAUCAUUCAAUAGUCGAACUAUUCCGAGGACUAGUUGAGGAACAUAAACGCAAAACAGCUGCUGCUGUUGUUGCCAAGACACCAGACAGUUCUCCCAAGGAAUAAAGCAAUCAGAAGUAAUUCAAAUAAAUUACUGGACACAGAGUUCUAUUUUCUUGGAGUGCAGCUCUCUGUCGCAAGGGAUGGAAAUGGACAAAGAGGAGCUUGUCUAGAGUGGGUAAUUGUCUACGAACACUGUAAUAUGUAAGCAUCCAACAUCACCCGCCCCCCUCACUCUUUAUCUUGCUUUGUUCUUGUAAAGCCCUUUAUGUCAAUAAGUUGAAUAACACUCACUCUUCUGCCUUUACUUGUGUUGUCUUUGCGGAGGGGGGUGGUUUGCUUUAUGUACAUAUUUUCUUAUCAAAAUGUAUGUUAUCCUUGUAGAUUACUGUGUAAUAGUAGUGUUUUUAAGAGAGUUAUAAAUGAGUUGUAAGUAUGCAUAAAACUCUGUAUAUAUCAUUACCCAUCAACGAUGAUGCUAUC
Molecule: messenger RNA, 1914 nt
Organism: Diospyros lotus (date-plum)
Lineage: Eukaryota; Viridiplantae; Streptophyta; Magnoliopsida; Ericales; Ebenaceae
Product: nuclear pore complex protein NUP50A-like
Exons: 3
Coding region: 268-1497 (409 amino acids)
Biological process (GO): intracellular transport
Cellular component (GO): nuclear pore; cytoplasm
Molecular function (GO): GTPase activator activity
Source: RefSeq, a predicted model, not a curated record